Cinara cedri is the source of this 10352-nucleotide messenger RNA. Lineage: Eukaryota; Metazoa; Arthropoda; Insecta; Hemiptera; Aphididae. The record is from the annotation of a GenBank genome assembly.
AAAUAAUUGUUUCUUUUUAAUUUUAACAAUGUGUACACAUCAUAGUGAGGUAAACAACACGCGGUAGUUUUUUGUUGACAAAAAACAUACAGACUUGUUCAGAAUUCAUUUAUACCAUAAAAGUAGUACAAUGCAGGAAACAAAUUACACGUGCUAAUUAUUUAUCCAAUUAAGAAUAAUAUUAAGGAUCUGAAGAGAAACACAAAUAUAUUCAUCCUGGUUUUUUUUUUUUUUUAAUUAGAAAGGUAGGUACCUAAAAAUUAUUAAUUUAAUAUUGAAUGUAUUUUUUAUAUUUAACGAUUUAUUUAAAAAAAAAAAAAUUUACGCGGUUUAUUAAUGGAUACGUAAUCAUACUACAGAACAUCCGAACAUUUUUGGUUUUUUUUUCCUAAUAUAUCUUUGAUGUAAUUUAAGUGUUUUUCUAAUUUUUUUUUUUUUUUAAGUUCAUAUUAUAAUUUAUAUUGGUAUACAUUUUUAAACUCAAGUGCAACUAAAACAGGAUAACUAUACGCGUCUAAUGUUCAAUUUGAAUAUUUUAAAUUUUCGUAGUUUAGCAUUUUCCGUAAGAACACUAACUCAUUUAAAUUAUUUAACCAUAUUUUGAAAUUAUUAAGUGUUCUAAUUUUAAUCAAUAUAUUUUAACUCUGAUUAAAAACUGUUUAUAAAUGUUUAUUUAUAAUAUUACUUAGUAUAUAUAUAUUUUUUUUUUUUUUUUUUUUGUUCAAGAAUCUAUACUUAAACUUAAUGAAAAGAUAUUGUAUCUAUUCAAAGUGAAAAAUACGAUAAUGACCGACACGAAUUAUACGUCUAUACUUGAGUAUAUUUUAGAAAAAGUUAAUAAUAUUCAGGAAUUCAUUAAAAGCGAAGUCAAGUACGGUAAGCGAUACCUGUUAUUAUUUUUUAUAGAACUUAUAUAAAAUAUUCUAUUCUUGAUACAUUUUAUUAAAAUCUAAUAAUUUCGUAUUACUUGCAUAUUAUUAUGUAUUCAAUGAAAUUAUAAUUAUAUUUAAUCACAAGUAAUAGACAUCUGCGAUAAUUUUAGAUGAAGAAAUCGAUUCGUGGCCCUUCGUCAAACAUCCAUGGCCAGUAUUCACGAUACUUGUGGCGUACCUAUUGUUCGUAAUAAAAAUCGGCCCCAAAAUGAUGGAAAACCGGGAACCAUUUAACAUCACUAAUUUAAUAUUGAUUUUCAACUUCAUACAGUUCUCCUACAAUACAUUGCUCUGUCUCUGGGUGAGUUGACGUUUUAAUAUUUUACAGUUGUCACAUAAUAGCUUAUACCAGACAAUUUUUCUGGGGGAUUAGAUUUGAUUUAGAUUAUACCAAACACUAAAAACUAACUUAGAUAUUGUUAUAGUACAUACAUAAAAAAAAUUCAAGGUUAUCCAGGUUAUCCAAUGAGGUAAAACCUCUUAUCGGAAAUCAGGAGUACUUAACGAUUAAAAAACAAUUUGUAUGGUAAAAAUCAAAUAAAAAUAAAACAAAAAUAAUUAAAAUCAGCUAAGAUUAUAAUUCCGCUUGAAACUCCCGAGUACUAAAGUUUAUAUGUAUUCACCUAUAAAUAUGGAAUUUUCUUUUUAUUCGUCGAAAAAGAGCAAUGAAAAUUAAAAAAAAAAAACUCAAAUAAAAUAAAUAAUAAUUGUUCUUAAAAUCAAUAGUCAUAAUAAUUUAAACGUUUACCUUCGCAUAUUUCGAUAUUAAUUCGACGAACACAAACGCUAAAAUAAUAUGCUUAUGACAGGCAAAUAAUAAUUAUUCGUUUUCAGCUGCGUUCAAACGGUAUAAUUUCAAACCUAUAAUAACAAUUUUGUCAUGUCGUUAUUACCUACUUAUACAGUUUUCUGCAGGAUAGCUGAUGUUUCGUGUGCGCGCAUAACGAAAUUCAAAUAUACAAUAUAUUAUGUAUAUACUAAUUAAAAACGUUAAACGCCAUAAUAUUAAUAAUGUUAUGCAUAGUCCAGUAGAGUUCGUUUAGAUUUAAAGAUAAACACAUAUAAGGCGUUGGCCCACGACCGCCCAAAUAUUCAAUAACGGCUCACACAUUUUUUUUUCCAUCAUAAAAAUGUGUCAUAUAUUAUACCAAAAUAUUUUUAUAAAUUAAUAAAGUCGUCUCUAAAUAGUGGAUUCAAAUGAAAAAAAAUGUAAAUAAUUAAUGGUAGUAUAUUAGGUAUAAAUAAUUGAUCGUGUGGUUAGGUAGGCGGUACCAACAUUGUCGUUUAAUUAUUUUCACGGCUUACAGUAAAAAUAAUAAACGGUGAAAAUGUAACAACCAUGUUAAUAUUAUAAUUUCUGUACGUUUAUAAUAUAAUUUAUUUACCGAAGUACAAUACGUUUUUACAAAACGAGUAUAAUAGGUAUAUAUUAUACUUUGUAAUCAAAUUUAAAUUGGGCGUCCGUCCUUUCCGUCAAAAUGAAAAAUGUUUGAUUUUCUUUUUCGUUUAAUUAUAAGAAUUAUGAUGACGUUAAUAAUAAAAAAGAUAAAAGAAAGAAGAAAAAAAUAAUUUUUGGACAUCGCAGUGACUCCCGGAGAAAUCUGAAUGGUUCCCAAACUACAAUUUCGAUAGGUAGAAAGAGAUUUCUUGGAAACGAAAAUAAAAUUUUAAUGGAAACGAUGACCGUCUUAUGUAAAUAACUUUAAAAUCUAUAAUCGAUCCUUUAAGAAUUGAAAUUAAUUACCAUUAUUCACGAAUUUGAAUAAAGACAAUUGGUACAAUUCAAUAUUAGAACAAUUCAUAACAAUAGUAUUAUUCAGUCGUAUUAGGGCCUGAUUUGAAGAAAUAGAAGCCUUUUGCAAUACACACCUUAAGGCCUCUUUUAAAUUAAAAAAUAUUGAUCAAAAUUUAAAAAAAAAAAAAACAAUAUAUUUAUAAAAUGGAUUAAAUCAAAUAAAAGUAUAUCUAUAAACCACAAACAUUUUCUUGAGUAAUAAGAGAACGCAUUCGAGUUUUAUACGUAUAAGUUUGGGAAAUGAUAGAUACAGAAUAUAAUUAAAUACAAAAAUGUCACAUUUUUAUACAUAGUAAUAACUUAUUAAACACUCAAUCGUAUGUCUACUAAAAAUAUAAAAUACCUAUACUAAUACUAUAAAAUAUAAGUGUACUAUUUUUUUUCUAUAUAGAGUGGGACGGGGCCCUCGGAACCUGAAAACCUUGUGCUCGUAUACCACGUGCAUAUGCGUAAAUCAAAUCCUGUCGUAUAAUGAUAUAAUCAGAAUAAUCACAUAAGUCAUACAUUUUUUAUAAUUUCAGAUAAUUUUGACACCCGGAAUACCAUCAUUUAUAUAUACUCAUAUGUGUCAUAUAAGUGAAGAGACUCAACACGAAAAAUAUUUAAUAAAAUGCGUAAGUACAUACCUCUACGCAUUUAUGCUAAUGCCAAUAAACGCUUCGUAUUUUAAUAAUUAUUAUAGCAGUUCAAAUAUGUAUAAGAACGCAAUAUUAGUAAAACAAUGGAAUUAUAUUACCGAAAGAAUUAAAAAAUAAAUUAUUCGUUGAUUUGAUUCGUCCAGUAAUACUUUACGGUGCGAAAACACGACCACUAAGAAAAUUUGUCGUGAAAAAGUUCUUUUUUUAAAAAGAAAAAUCUUGCGGGAAAUCUUCGGGCAAACUAAGAAUGAAGAUAGUUGCGAGCAGGAAAGUUGAAAUAAUGCAGAGCUAAAAGCCUUAUUCCAAAUUACAAGCAUAUAAUUUUUAGUAUACGAAACAAGUAGACUAUUACAAUUGGCGGGAUAUGAUUGUAAGUAGGGUACGGAUUUAUAUGUAUUAAAAAUCCGUAAAAAAGCACUUAAAAAUAUUUAAAAAAAGCAAAAGUGGUAUACGAGUUUUAAAGUCCCCACUCUCACAGUUCUCCACCAAGUACAUUUUUCUAACACUGAAAAAUGAUUAACACAAAGCAUUUUAUUUUUAUAACACGUACAAAUUCAAUUGAAUAAAAUUAAUUUGAAAUAAACUUUUGUUUAGUGUUAAAAAAUGAUUUUAAUAAUUUAAAAACAAUAGAGGGGACAACUUUUAAACUCCUAUACUUUUAUUGCUUUUUUAAAUAUUUUUUAAAGCUUUUUAAACAUUUCUAAACGCUUUUUUGUGAAUUUUAAGUGUAUAUAAAUCUGUGUCCUAAUUAUAAGUUAUGGGAGUCAAAAUGGAUUAAUAAAACCGGGGAUGGAGUAGAAUUCGCGUGAAAAAACUACUAGGAAUGUCCAGAACGAGGUAGGAACUGGGAAGAUAAUGUACAAAUGUAUGUGGAACUACUAGGAGGAGGUUCAAACCAGAUAGAAAAAUAAUGGACCAAGAGGACGGACGAUCAGGGUUAAGAUUGUAUGGUCUUUAGUGGCCAAGGAACUUGAGAAGAAGAAAAAAAUGAAAUUUAUUAAUAUUAUUGAAGGGAUUUCAAUAAUUAUUUAUCAUCAAUUAAUAUUUUUACUCUUGUAGAAUGUUCACGGGUUUAGAUAAUGAACAUAAUGGCUUGAACUCUAUGUAGGUAUAUAGGUACAGUUACAGAUUAAACAUAAUGCUACAAAACAUAAAAUACCUAGUUGAGAAUUCGUAUUUACAGUUGAUUCAAAAGAAAAAACCGAACUUACGUAUACAGGGUGCUUUUUUUUAUUUUUAUUUUUUUUUAUCAUAAUUCAUAGACUAUCAUCGACAAUUUUAAUAAAAUCAAAAAUGUGUUCUCCGAGAGAAAAUAAAAAAAGCUUCUUCCUUCCACUUAGAAUCUAAAAAGAAAAAAACAAACAAACGAUAAACAAAUAGAGCACGAACGCAAUAUUAAUAUAUUAAAACUCCUAUUUGAUCGAUUACGUGACACCUUGUCACCCGUACGAAUUAUGUUCUUAUCCUGAUGUCUCUUCAGAAGGCGUGAUAUACACAGGGAUGGAUAUUAUGAUAAAAAGCACUCUAGUGGACUUAGUUUCGAAAUAAGUAGUAUCAGUAAAAAUCAGAUAUGAAACGCAACAUUAUUAAAUUACAAUCGUAUUUUAAUAUCAUAACAAUCUGAGAUUGAAAUGGUUCAAAUUAAAAUCAGUUUAUAUUAUCCAACCUAAAUGUACUUAUAUCACGAUAAUAUUUUAUGAUAUACAAUUCGGUGAAAUUGUCUUAGUUAAAAAAAAUCCCUUUAAAAUUGAAUUACUUUUAAUAUUUAAAUUCACGAGUGUACUUACAAACAAUGUAUACAUCAAAUCAAAAUUUGUAAGAAAUAAAGUAAUAAGUUUUAAUAAAUUUCACAUACCAGUCAAGGUAUUUUAAAAGUUCAUUUUUUUUCUCAAAUAUUUCCAUUUACAAUAUUGUGGCGAAACGCGAAUGCUCUGCAUCGAUGGCGUGAAGACCAGAGUUGGAUAAUUAAUUCGUAACACGUACCUAAUAUUUAAACGGUAGGUAGGUACUUUAGUUAUAAAUAAAGCUAGGUACUUAUAGGAGUUUGCAUAUUUUUCAAUAAUCAUUCAAAAUAUAAUUAAGUAGUAUAUUAAUUUGUUUUAUAAUUCUUAAAAUAUAAAGCAACUUGUUUUGUUUUACAUACUUAGCUUAUUUUCCAUAUAAGUGUAUAUUUUUUUCUAUUUGUAUUUUAAAUGCAUUUUUCAAAUAUUAUAAAAUAUUUAGUAUAACAUUUAAUGAAAUUGGAAAAAGUUAUCUAUUAAAAUAAUUUAUUAUUAUUAUUUUAUAUUUUUCAAAUUAUAAAUAAGUAUUCACCAUAUGUUUUCACCAGUUAUUUAUAUUUAUUUGAUAUUCAGAUACAUGUAAUGUCGGUUAAUACGGAAUACAAUAAAUUGAUGUUAUUUCAAAAAUAUUUAACAAAUUGUGUAUAAAGUAGUAACACAAUGCAAUUUUUCAUUUUGGUAAUAGUUAAAUAACUAUUAAAUUAACACAAUAUGCAUUUGCAUAUUGUGUUAAUGAUUGCAAUUUUUUGUUUGAAGGCAAAUUUAAAAAAAAAUGAAAGAUUAAGAAAAAAAAAAUAGACACAUUUUCAUUUUCAUUUUUUGGUUUUAAUAAAAAAAAUUAAAUAUUUUGAAGUGCAUAUUUAAGCGGUUUUGUAAAUUUUUAGAACGUAUUUAAUAAAUUUAUGGAGCUCAAGUUCAUGCAAUUUUAAGGUUUUUUAGGGCACAAAGAGUCUCUAACCCUGACUAUAAUAAUAAUGUAGGGAUCCAAAACUUGGCUGCCGAGGAAAAUAGAUGUACACAAAUUGUACUAACACUUUUGUUUAUUAUUAGAAUGAAAAGUAAAACGUAGGAAUUUCGGAAGAUCUUUGAACUAGUAGAAUCUAACAAAACCGCAGAGUGGAGACUAGAGCUUACGAUUUCACGUGUAUUUAAAAAAAGUGUAGUUAUACAUGAUUACAGAGCAAAGAUCUAGAGAAAAGGGCAGAUAAUAUUAUAUAGGCCAGUAAGUAUUGUCAAAAUUCAAUAAUUAUUAAUAAAUUGGAAAAUAAUAUGCCUAGAUUCGUCGCUUAGUGUAUUACAUACAUAUAAAUACACGAGUUUUAUAAAUACUCGUGUACCCGUAUACCUACAUGUGUACUUUAUAUACUUAUAGGAAAUCGUAAUUCAUAAUGGAGACAAAAGAAGUAUACAGAACUAUAGAUAACGCUCGAGAAUAGACUAGAGCAGAGGUUCUCAAACUUUUUUUUCCCCGAAGACCACGCGCCAAUUUGUCUGUUUUUCAUAGACACCUAAUAUUGAAUACGGAGCUACUCAUUUGAAUAAGAUUUAUUAUUGAGUGAAACGUUUUAAAAUAAAAAAGCGUGUAAAAUUGUAUUUUAUUCAUAUCUUUAUUUCUUUAAUAAUGACAAUAUUUAUUUAAUUUUUUAAUUAUUAAUUACACAAGUUAAAUGUAAUAAUGUAAAAAAAUAAAAAUUAUAUAUUUAAUGGGAAGGAUGAAUCUGAUUCUUUGGUAGUAAAUAAUUAUCAAUAUUUGGCAACCGUGCUAAAAUGAUACUCGUUUUACUUAAUAACUAUCAUAGACCAAUAUUUAUACCUCAUGCACCCCCAAUUUUCUUUUUCGUUUACAUGGACCCCUUGUAGGUUAGAAUCGACCCCAGGGGGUUGAUAUAGACUACUUUGGGAACCUCUGGACUAGAGAUUAUCAAAAAAGGAAGACUGCUAUGAGGUGGAUAUACAUGAAUAAAGCUAAUAUCCACUUUUAACCAGUAAUACUGGAUCAGAACCCAAUAAGGAAAAUAUCUAAGAUGACGCAAGAAUACAUAGUAGAAAAGAACGUGGACGUUUUUGAAUUAAAUGAACCGAAUCGGAUGAUUUUGGCGAUGCAUAAGAUAGCUGAAGGAUUAGUUGUGAGAUAGAAUGGUCUAGAAAACUAAGAAUAAGGUAUAAGUACCGAAAACGAAUAUUCUCCAUUUUCUCUCAUAUAGAAAAGUCUAUUGGUGUGGUUCUAUCCGUAUGUCAAUAAAACGAAGCAAGUUAAACCACAACCCUCCUCUCCCACCAUAAUGUAAAUCCCAGAAACAAAAGCUGAUUUUAAUAUUAGUUUUGGCUGUUUUCCGAAUUAGUUUUCGGUAUCAUAACUUUUUGCCCCACUCAUAAAUAUGUAUGUAAAAUGUAAAUAUUUUAUUUGUUCGAUGAAAAAUGAAAUUUAAUAAAAAAAAAAAGGACGGACAUACGUCGCACAUCGGCGCAGCCACUGUUGUAGAUGGGAAGUUGGGAAGAUAGGAUAUAGAUGGGAAUUUAAUGUAAAUCUAUAAGUAAUGAUAAAUUACUGCUCACGAGAAACGAUUGUGAGUGGAAUUCUUUGUCAACAAUAUAAAUGUCAUAUCAUGGUAAAAUAAUUACAACAAUGUGUGUUUCAAUGACAAAAAUGAUUGUUUAAAAAAGAUUUUUAAAAUUUUAAAAACUUAAUAAUAAUAAAAAGUAAGUAAAAACUGUUGCCAGUGACAACCUUAUUUUUAAUCUAUCAAUCUUUUUUAACCUAAAAAACCAUGUUAUCCUCAUCAUCUCGAAUAUUAAUUUGAAUUUCAAAAAAUGACUUUUUUAAAGUACCACUCAGAAAACAUUUUCUUUCAAAAAAGAUGCUGUACUUGAUAAUCGGAGUAAGUUUUCUGGUAGAAAAAGGUUUCCAUAAAAAAAAAAAACAUUAUUAAAUCAAUAUAUUCUUCGCUUAACUCAGAAUCUAAAAAAUUAAAAUUUCGUCGAUACGUUUGAAUAUCUACUAAAUGUGUCCGAUGAAUAACUGUAAUACUGUUUAUUAUUUUUACAGCUGCACACCGUUUCGUGGUUUUAUUUUAUAUCCAAGAUCAUUGAUUUACUGGACACGGUAAGCUUACUAAUCAAUUUUUACAUACAUUUUCAAAUAGUACACUGAUAAAAUCUUCUAUCCUAUCAAUCCAAAUAAUUAAUCAUUUUCGUUACAGGUUUUUUUUGUUUUGAGAAAAAAACAAUCUCACGUAUCAUUUUUGCACGUUUACCAUCAUACAAAAAUGGUGAUCUCGUGUUGGAUACACAUGCGAUUUUUCAAAAGUAAAUACACUGUGUUUGUGCAACAAUAUUAAAUUUAAUAAUUAAUAAACACCUACUUAAAUCACUCAUAUCAAUUCAUAAUAUGUAUGUAUACAGAAUAACUAAUAGAAAAAAAUAGAAAAUAAAUUUCAAACUUUCGAUACCUAAUAUUAUGCUAAGUUAAUCAACAAAAAAUAUAUGAAGGGUACUGAGAAUAAAAAACCAGAAAAGUCACUCCUUUUCAAACUGAGAAAAACAUGUUUUUAAUUUCAAAACGUAACAAUUUUUUUUUUUAAGGUGAAAAGUUCUGAUUAAGUUUAACGUUAUACUUUUAAACAACAAGACGAUAGUAUUAUAUUAUUAUAUUAUAUUAUAGCUAUGUAUUAACUCAACACUUAACUGGUUGUUAAUCGACUUACCUGUUUUUCUUUCCUGUAGACCUAAACUUCUGACGUUCAUUACUUUCGACUAAUCUUGUUUUUUGUGGGUUCAAUCGCUUAAAACAGUAGUGACCAACUAUGGCUCACGAUCGUUUAUUAAUAGGCCUACCAAAGUAUUAAAUCGAAAAUUAAAAAUAAAAAUAACUUCAAAUUUCAAAAAUUAACACUCACAUUAAAAUAAUAAAUGUUUAUACUUUACACUUUUUUUCUCAUUUAUAACAAUCAAUGCAUAAUAAAUAAUUAAAUAUAUCAUUUUACCUACAAUAAAAUAUAAUAUUCUAUUAACUUGAAAUUAAAAAUUUUAAUUCUUGGCCUGCCAAUAAUUGUUAUUAUUUGUAUGGCCCUCUGUAAAAAAAAGGUUGAUCACCACUGACAUAAAAGAUUCGGUACGUCAAUAUAAAUGAUUUGAUACCAAUUACGCCAUUUUGGGAAAAAAAGUAACUUUUCGGUUUUUUAAUUUUUCUCUGUACCCUUCAUAAUAUUAUAAUAUUAUCUUCUUAAAAUACUUAUUAAUACAAAUUCAGACUAUUUAAUGGCAAUAUUUCCUAAUAUUCAAGUAUGAUUUAUAUUUGUCUAUAAAUUGAUUAAAAAUAAACGAAAUAAAGUGAAAAAUGUAAUCAUUUAAACGAUGUAAACCACGGACUAUGACCGUAUUCAAACAAUAACCUUAUAUAACUGUACAUUUCACGAAUCGCUAAAACACUCGCAAACGCUUCAUCUAAUUGUUUUUUAUUAUAAUAGAAUAAUAUUAAAGUUUAAAUGUCUGUUAAAUCAAAAAGGGGGAAGGAUAAAAACAGAUUUUAUUUUUUUACUAAAUAUGUAUUUAUAUUGUUUUUUUUUUUUUUGUAUAUUUGAACAAACAGAAUAGUAUAUGGUAUCUAUUAAAUACCUAAAUGCAUAUAUCGAACAUUGAUUUUAAUUGUAUAUGAUAUUUAUAGGUGAACAGGCAGCUUACGGAGCGAUGCUCAACUCAAGCGUCCACAUAGCCAUGUACGGGUACUAUUUCUUAGCUGCUCUUGGACCAUACAUGCACAAAUAUCUUUGGUGGAAAGUUUAUGUAACGCGAAUACAAAUUGUGAGUACCUAUAUUAUUAUCUCCUAGUUACGGAUUUGCAUCAGAUCAUAAUAUGAUUAUUAUAAUUUUGAUAAUACGUAUUUUUCAGUCUCAACUAGUCAUCGCAGUGGUGUAUAUGGCGUAUCUAUACAAAUACGAUUGCACCAUGCCAAGAGCGUUGUCGGUUACCGUAAUCAUCGAUCUCUUCGCGUUUAUUUAUUUGUUCAUGAAUUUUUAUAAAGUCGCCUAUAACGCGGACAAAGUAACCGAAACGCAAAAACCGGACGAGAAAAAUAUUGUACAAACAAAAAUUAAAUCAUCAUAAGUGUCAUAAUGUUAGAUAAUUAUAAUAAUUUCUGUAUAAUACUCGAACGUUUUAUUUAUUUACAAUCACGUUUUUUUCGUUAUUUGAGUAUUUACUGCACAU